GCUCUCUCUGCUCCACGAACACCGCUCGCUCGCGCACGCGGCACCAGAGAGCGCGAGACCUGGCAGCGGAGAGACCUCGGGGAGGGAGAAAAGGAGUGUGCUAGUGUAUGGAGAGAGCGAGAGAGAGAGAGAGAGAGAGAGAGAGAUUGGGAAAAGACUACACCACCUCUAUCCAUCAGCUGAGCAUCCUGCGGGAAGUCACUUCGAGCGCGCGAGCGGUCGGUGCGGCAUUUCACUCCGUCCGAGCAAAAUGGAUCAUUAAACAGCGCAGGAUGUGACUGAGGGACACAUAAGCAACUAAACUCUUAUUUUUUGCGCCUCCGGUCACCCUGGUUAUACCACAAAUAUUGUAUUCUUUCACGUGGGUUCUUGUUUGCCUUUCUUCAUUAAUGUGCGGAUUUUUCGGCGAACACUUUCGAAGUGAUGUCAGGAGGAAAUGUGACAAAUAUAGCCGAAUGAAUGAAAAGUUAAAAGAUUUUUCAUGGAUGGGGUCUAAUCUAAUGUCAAGCUGGUUGUGAAGGUGUUUGAUCUGGUCCCCUCGACCCCAUCCGGAGUCCCCAUGGCUGCAGGAGUAGCAGCCUGGCUCCCCUUCGCUCGGGCGGCGGCCAUAGGAUGGAUGCCCGUGGCCAACCUGCCUAUGCCUGUUGCACCAUCCAAUAAGAACAAGCGACAGGAUGAGCUUAUUAUCCUCAACGUCAGCGGGCGACGCUUCCAGACAUGGCGGAACACGCUGGACCGAUACCCCGAUACACUCCUGGGGAGCUCAGAGAAAGAGUUUUUUUUCAACGAGGAGACAAGGGAGUAUUUCUUUGACAGAGAUCCAGAUGUGUUCAGAAGUAUUCUUAACUUCUACCGCACAGGGAAGCUGCACUACCCACGUUACGAGUGCAUCUCUGCCUACGAUGAGGAGCUGGCGUUUUUUGGAAUCAUUCCUGAGAUCAUCAGCGACUGCUGUUAUGAAGAGUACAAGGACCGCAAGAGGGAGAACACUGAGCGUCUAAUGGAUGACCUUGAGGACAACAAAGACAGCAAACUCCCUAACAUGACUUUCCGUGAGACCAUGUGGAGGGCCUUUGAGAACCCGCACACUAGCACCAUGGCACUAGUUUUCUACUACGUAACCGGAUUCUUCAUCGCCCUGUCCGUCAUCACCAACGUGGUUGAGACGGUUCCUUGUGGUUAUAUGCCAAAUCAGAGGGACGUCCCUUGCGGGGAACGCUACACUGAGGCGUUUUUCUGCAUGGACACAGCUUGUGUUAUGAUCUUUACAGUGGAGUAUCUGAUGCGACUGUUUGCGGCGCCCAGCCGGUACCGCUUCAUGAGAAGCGUGAUGAGCAUUAUCGAUGUGGUUGCCAUUUUACCAUAUUACAUCGGGCUCGUCAUGACCAACAAUGAGGAUGUGAGCGGAGCCUUUGUCACACUACGGGUGUUCCGCGUCUUCCGGAUCUUUAAAUUCUCCCGCCACUCCCAGGGUCUCCGAAUCCUUGGCUACACACUGAAGAGCUGCGCCUCAGAGCUUGGCUUCCUCCUCUUCUCCCUCACCAUGGCCAUCAUUAUCUUUGCCACAGUCAUGUUCUAUGCUGAGAAAGGCUCAUCGUCCAGCAAGUUCACCAGCAUCCCGGCCUCCUUCUGGUACACCAUUGUAACCAUGACAACACUGGGGUAUGGAGACAUGGUCCCGAAGACCAUAGCAGGGAAGAUCUUUGGCUCCAUCUGUUCCCUCAGCGGGGUGCUGGUCAUCGCUCUGCCUGUUCCUGUCAUAGUUUCCAAUUUCAGCCGCAUCUACCAUCAGAACCAGAGAGCUGACAAGCGCAAGGCUCAGAAAGUUCAGAAAGCCAGACUGGCCCGAAUGAGAAUUUCCAAGAGUGGCAGCUCUACCGCCUUCCUGCAUAGCAAACGAAACGGACUCAACCAAUCACUGGAGCUAACGCAGCUCCCCUAUUACAAGAUGAAACUUUCACCACAGGGAUCCUUAGAAGAGGACCAGCAACUGAAAAAGACCACAUCUCUGUUGGAGAGUCAGCAUCACCAUCUUCUGCACUGCCUAGAGAAAACCACGAAUCAUGAGUUUGUGGACGAGCGUCUGUAUGAACAGGGCUAUUUGCAGACAGCACUGCAGAACUUCCCGUCGCAGAGCCCGUCUCUCUCCAGUGAAGAGGGCAUCACAGGCACCUGCUGCUCUCGAAGACCCAAGAAGAACAUUCAGCCUCUCAAUGCCACACACACGCACUCACACACACACAAUCUGCAGGAGCUCAGCGCAUUGCACAUCCAGUGUGGGGAGCAGCAACCACUGAACACCAGUCGUUCCAGUCUCAAUCUGAUGUCGGAUGAAUCAGGGAGUCUGAACUGCAAGAGCAGUGGACUGGUUACAACGGCCAUCAUCAGUAUCCCGACUCCUCCCUCAAACAACUCUCGAGCCAGUCCCGACGCCCCGUCCCCUCCCAACCCAGAAGCCCCACCUCUUCUGAACCCCAGCAGCACUGAUGUGGUCAAAAUCUCUGCGCUGUAGGAGCAAACAGAACUCAGGAAGAGAAACCGAAGAGUAGCCUGCCCCCUAGUGGGAGAGGAGGUGCACUGACUCAGACUCUCGAAAUAGAAGAAGAAUAUCAAAGGAUGCGACUGUGUAAAUGAGAGAGACGACCAUGAGUAUUCAAUCACUCUCCAUCAGGACUGAUAAAGAUGAGGGUGUCAUUGCAGUGUCACUGUGCAUAGAACAUUCCUCCUCCUUUUCCCUUACUAGUUUUCUGGUGGGUCAUACUGUUUAUAAAUCGUGGAAAAGAUUAAUGUUUUAACUACAGAUGAAGGCAAGAGGUCAAGCUUUUGUUUUCAUCAGAGAGUCUUGUUUUGUUUUUUUAUCCGUCCGUUAAUCUGUUCCAACAUCACAGACAGCCUCUCAAAGCCUCGGCUUACUUUAUCCCAAUUAUGUUAUGUUUUGAUCUAAAGUAAUUCUCAAAGGAUAAGAGGGGAAAAUCUGCUUUAGAGUCUGGGGGAGACUGUACGAGUGUUUCUUAGAUCGUGCUAAGUUUUUAUUUUUGGAAUAUGAGGUCAAGAGUUGCGUCUAACUUGAAUGUUUCUGCCCCAAGUGAGUGUGUGUGCGUGCGAGUUACUGAAUUUGCCCCUCAAACUCUCAGCCUCUCACACAGUUCGUGCCUCUCAGGGGGAGGAGAGUUUCCUUCUUCUUUAAGCCACUGUCUCUCCCUGAGUCCAAAACGUUGAGCCGACUUUGUAACGUUAGUUGUGACCUAUCAAACAUUACUAUGUAAUAUAGAACCAAAAAAAUUGAAAAAGAAAAAAAAAAGAUAGAGAAAGAAACAUGAAAGUGUUUUUAAAACUCUGUGACUACAAGCACAAGGCGUUGCUGAGAUUUUGUGACUACAAUGUGUAUCAAGCCUUGGUUUAACUGUGAAUAUUGUUGAUAGAAUAUUUUGUAAUAUUUAGCCAUCGUUUGGCGAAACCAGAGCAGCUGCCUACCCCGCCCCCUUUUUCGUCCAGCCCGCCCCUUUAUGUCUGCCCCGCCCCUUUCCUCUGUCCACUGCUGGCCUGCUUCCUGUAGUUGUUCUGAUCUAAGUGUUAUUGUCAUUAUCGCUCAAUGGGUAUUAAAAAAUGUGUCUAGUUUGCGUAAAAACUACAUGGGUAGGAAACUUUUGGUGUUUGUGUUUUUUCAUUAACAGUGAAUGUUUUCGUUAACUCUAGAUUUUCAGUCAUGCGUUGCUGUUAGAGGAGAAACUGUUGACUGUUUGAACCAAUUAGAGAUAUUUGCCACCUCUCUUCUCUCCCUCUAAACUCCGUCCUUUUUUGUCUGUCUUUUUUUUUUUGUCAGCCAUGUUAAAGAGUUGGUUCACUCCAAAAUUAAAAUUCUGUCAUCUUUAAGGGGUAGGGUUAGGGAUGAAAAAUGUGAUAACACCUAUUAUUACUUGGCUGUCUGGAAUACUUGAUUUUGAUUGGUCAGUCAUGACAUUCCAGGGUAUGUUAUUGCAGAUAUCAACCACUAAAAAUAAUUACACAGUCUCAUUCGGGUACUUCGAAUCAUCUUUAAGGCUGAUUUAUAUUUCUGCAUUGAGUGAUCGGCGUGACACACAGCACCUGCCUUGCGCGUAGUGGUGCAUUUAUACUUCUGCAUGCUAUUUGUGUAGCUCUGCAAUAAAACUUCCAAAACGCUAGCUGGCAGUAGGUUUUUAUGUUCCUUUGUGUUGUUUAUUCAGAGGCGUUCUGUUUUUUAUUAACGCUACAAGUAUCUCAAACUCUCUCAUUCUGAGGCCUAAACAGGUGAAGGUGCAACAACCAUAAGGUAAACACAAGACAAAAGUUUCCAUUUGGAGCUCCUCCACGGGACUCGACAGUCAUAAACAAUUACUUCAUCGGGCCCACAGCUCUCAGCUUCCCACCCACGUUCGUCACUGCUACCAAGCCAGAGCUUGCAGAGUUUGCACUACGCGUAGUUACAACAUGUAGUUAAAUUUUUUUGAGAGGUGCAUGUCAGCGUCAGCGUCGGCGUCAGCCAUAACGAGGGCUAUGCGACAGAAGUAUGAAUCAGCCUUUACUGUCAGCGAAUACUUUCACAUCUACAUUAGAUUGAUUGUAUGUCAUGCCUCGGUUUUUAAUUGGUUGGUGCCAUCUUGUGAUUGUGUGCGCCAUUCAACUGUUUUCGUCCCAGUCAGUUCUGAGUUUAAUUAAAAAUUGACAAACUACUAUGGCUCAGAACAAAUUUUUACAUUUGUAACAAGCGGCCAUGUAAUAAGUUUUAUUAUUAAGCUAUGAUUUGCGUCAGGCUGCUGGUAAGCCUCUCUGGCUUUAUUCUGCGAUAACAACCACCUGGAUGUACUUUAUCCCUUACAUAUAUUCAAACCAAUUGCAGAUUUAUGAUGAUAAAUAGAAAUCUUGAUACAAUUUUAACUGAAUUAAUUUUAAAACCUUAAAAGCAGAAAAUUAGGCAACUGCGAAGAGACCUCCAGGUCCUUCUUUUUGCUAAAAUAUUUACAAAUGUAGCUUUAAUUUAUCAGGACUAGAUUUUUCCUCAUUAUACCAAUAACUGUUAUGUUAAAAAUAACGAUAUAUCACCUGAUACCAAUAUGGUGAACGAUUGUGCAUCCCUGAAUUUUUUUUCCUAUCACAACUCGCAUAUCAAUGAAUAUGUAAAUAUGUGUUGUAUGGUAAAAAAAAAAUAAGGAUGUGGAUGCAUGCACAAAUGAAGGUACUUUUUCAAAUGAAUUAAAAUUAUGUUCACCCAAAACUCUUUGAUUCUUCAAAUCGUUUGUUAAGUAAUCAAAAAAUAAGCCCAUAUUAAUAAAACUGUUUUUUUCAAGUCAUUUGAAAAGACAAAAUAGUUUUUAUGGCCUCACUGGUCCUUGUUAAAACAUGCCAUUUCACACACAAUAUUGUAAUUCAUUGGUUCUUGUUCAUCAACUAAUCAUACUUGAUUAGUCGUACUUGUCCAUGACCAAAUCUGAAUGCUGUAAACUUUAUCAUCAAAAUUUAUGUGAAUGAACUCUUAUAUUAAACCUGUUCAUCAUACAAAGUGACAAUGUCUUUAAAACACUGGGAUUAAACCAAUUCAAAUCAAAUUCAAAAGGAUUUAUUUUUGAUCUCCAUACAAUCAUUUAAAUCAUCAGAGCUUUGGGUGAACAGAUUUCCAGAGGAUGUACAGAUAUCUCCCAGAUGUGAUGAAAAAUACUGUCAUUUGUGUUCCUUAACAUUUUUUCAAAAACGAUAACGACCAAAUUUAUUUUUCAGGGUGAACGAACCCUUGAAAGACAUUGCCAGUGAGAAAGCUUAUUAAAUUUGUAAGUCGUAGUGGAAAGUCCCCGUUUUGUCUGUGUUGUGUCGUUUACAAUCCUGUUCUCAAAACUGCCAGCAUUCAACCGCAUGAGUUCCACGUUUUUGUACCAUUAAACCCCUAUCCCAAGACAACACCCCACCCACCCCUUCAAACCCCACUCACUUGUGCCUCUUACACCAGCAGACAUAAUAAGUGACCCCGUUCCCCUCAGGACGAUAAAACUCCAGGGCCACCGAGUUUUAGUGUUCACUGCUAUUAAAAACACCUCACAAUGAUACAUUCAAUUUUACUUUGACCCUUUUUAGAUAGAAUAAGCCAUAUUUUUCAGAAAUAAAAUACACAUUACUUAACAGAUAAAUAACCUAUACUUGAACUUUAAAGCCGAAGUGGAUGUCCAGUUACACAAAUAUGACAACAUAUGUCGGACAGGACUUCAGUAUUACAGGGAAAAGCACAUAUGUGAUAUUUAGGAAUAUCAGGGUAUCCGGCCCAUUCUUAUAUAUGAUAUAAACGACAAUAUACCUUGAUUGCCCAUAUGUGUUCAUAUGAUGAUUAUCCUCCUCUGUUGUACAUACAAUCCAUAACGAUCCUCUUUUAUGGUCCAAAAUGGUUCCUAUGUGAUUUACUGAUUUUUCAAAAGUGUAUAUAGUAUAUGGGAGAGAUCUAUUGUUUAGCUAUUCCGAAAGGAAGGUGUGGCCAAUAUAUCCUAAAUUUGACGAUAAUAAAUGUUGAGUGUUGGAUCACCUGUGGUCACAGGCGAGCAGUAAUGUUUUCUUUUUUUUUUUCCUGUUUACUUUGUCCAUUCCUCCAGCCCAGCAGGGGACACUACAGAACCAUCAAUGUAACCGAAGUCAAUCUCCAAAUCCCAUCAGCUUUGUAAUCGUUCAUUCGUGCGGUCCCUUCAGAUGACUCAACUGGUUGUUUUUUGAAUAUAUUACCAAGUGGAGAUCUGUAUGUGCACAUCUACAUACCUGUCGAGGGUCUUCUUUCUUCCUCUGUGUGUCUGUGCUUGUUUAACUCUUUUACUCUCUUCGCUUCGGUUUCUUUGAGAUAGUCAUGUUGUUUCCGCAGAUUCCUGUUCACUGUCAGAUGUUAAAUAUUAUUUAUGAUCUUGUCUUGUGUCACAGUUGUGAAACGCCUGAUAAAUGAAUUAUAUCUGCCACAAAUC
This is a messenger RNA of Danio rerio (zebrafish), 6947 nucleotides long. The record is from RefSeq and is a predicted model, not a curated record. Lineage: Eukaryota; Metazoa; Chordata; Actinopteri; Cypriniformes; Danionidae.